This is a messenger RNA of Auanema sp. JU1783, 1239 nucleotides long. NCBI's taxonomy places the organism in Eukaryota, Metazoa, Nematoda, Chromadorea, Rhabditida, Rhabditidae. The record is from the annotation of a GenBank genome assembly.
AUGACUUUCGAUGGUUUAAAAGGAGACAUCAAUAAGCAUUUAGGUUGGAAACAAGGUGAUGAAGACGAGAACUGGGCCAAGAAAGCCAUCGAGAAUCUACAGAAGAAGCUUUAUAAACAGGACAGAGAAGCUAUUAAGAAAUUAGAAUUUGCCUUACAAUGUGAGGGAAACUAUGCUACUGAAUGUGUUACUAUUCCUAAGUCUCUAGAUGGUCGAUUACAAGUUUCUCAUAAGAAGGCUCUACCUCAUGUAAUUUACUGUCGGGUUUAUCGAUGGCCUGACCUUCAAUCACAUCACGAACUGAAGGCUAUCGAGUCUUGCAGAUAUUGUUAUGAAUCUAACCAAAAAGAAGUUUGUAUAAAUCCUUAUCAUUAUACGAGAGUAGAGAGUGCAGAACUUCUGCCGCCAGUCCUUGUGCCUAGGUAUUCUGAACGACCGCCGAAAGAAGUUCCUCCUUCUAUACAGAGGUUACAUGAUUUGGAAGCUCGUGGCUCUGUGAUGCCCCAAAAUGUGGAAAUGCAUGGAGAAAGCUUCAGCCAAUCUCAGUGUAUGCACCAAAUGCAAUUACAAGAAAACGAUAGAUCUUAUCCAAUCCCCUCUCACAUUCCAACUGUAUCGGUCCCUUAUGUUGAAACUGAAGAUUGGGCCACAAUUAGUUAUUAUGAGAUGAAUACUCGCGUCGGAGAACAAAUAAGAGUAUCCUCAACUACUAUCAGUAUUGAUGGCUAUACUGAUCCCACUAAUAGUUAUAACAAAAUUAGCUUAGGACUUUUCUCCAAUGUAAACCGCAAUUCCACAAUUGAGAAUACCCGUCGACAUAUAGGGAAAGGUGUACGACUGACAUAUGUAAGUCAUCAAGGCACACUCUUUGCUGAAUGUGAAUCGGAUACUGGUGCUAUUUUCGUUCAAUCAAGAAACUGUAAUUACAUACAUGGCUUUCAUCCUACCACAGUUGUCAAAAUUGUGAACAAGUGCUCCCUCAAAAUUUUCGAUGCCGAGUACUUCCGCCAGCUUCUGGAAGAUUGUUCUAAACGUGGGUUCGACGCAUCUUAUGAAUUAACAAAGAUGUCCAUCAUUCGGAUGUCAUUCGUAAAGGGAUGGGGAGCUGAGUACAAUAGGCAAGACGUCACUUCGACGCCCUGUUGGAUUGAAAUUCAUUUACAUGCACCACUUAUGUGGUUGGAUCAUGUGUUGAAGAAAACGAUGCCGAACCCAGAUCCCAUAUCAUCAAUAUCAUAG